Molecule: messenger RNA, 372 nt
Organism: Trypanosoma cruzi
Lineage: Eukaryota; Euglenozoa; Kinetoplastea; Trypanosomatida; Trypanosomatidae
Product: mucin TcMUCI, putative
Exons: 1
Coding region: 1-372 (123 amino acids)
Source: RefSeq, a predicted model, not a curated record
AUGAUGAUGACGUGCCGUCUGCUGUGCGCCCUGUUGGUGCUCGCCCUCUGCUGCUGCUGCCCGUCCGUGUGCGCGGCAGACGCUGCGCCUGGAGCUGGAGCCGCCGCCUCUUCUUCCAAUACGACCACGACGACGACUACAACAAAACCACCGACUACCACCACGACCACCACAACAAAACCACCAACCACGACGACCACCACCACUGCGCCAGAGACACCAAGUACUACGAUUACAGAGGCGCCGGCUGUGUCGACCACCCACGCACCGUCACGUCUUCGCGAAAUCGACGGCAGCCUCAGCAGCUCUGCGUGGGUGUGUGCCCCGCUGGUGCUCGCCGCAUCCGCGCUGGCGUACACCGCUGUGGGCUGA